ACACAAAGUUGUCUGACCCCCCUGUUACCCUCUGCUGGUGGUCCAUCCCAGCAUCACCACGGUUACACACACAGGACAGAGAGAGGUGAUAUAUGUGUCAGGGAACUCCACGUCUCCAUGGCGACGGUAAACAGGUCUGUCAGUGUGACUUACACACAGGUGAAACAUUAGCCAGGGAGAGAAAGAGAAGCCACAUACACAAUCUCUCUCUCUCUCUCUCUCACUCACACACACACGCACACACACACACACAUACAUCUCAGUGGUCGGGACAGAUGGCGGACUCACAGAGAACAUCUGAACCUCUUAACUUUGUCCAUCAGGAUGAAAUCUGGAAAGCACAUGUGAAAAUGGAGAAGGAUGCUGCAAAUGUCUGGCCCAACAAGUGGGGAUUCUUGACCGAGACCUACAAAGAGUACGAGAGUGAGAGUGUGAAACUGAAGGAGGGGGGAAGAGAGGAGCUUCCACAUCACCUGAAACCACCUGUGACCACUCAAGAAAAAGACAACAAGGUUGGCCCGUCUCCUACCGUCCCUCGGACGACUCAGGCUCUGAUUGGCUGGCGUUCGGCUCACCCAGAUCUUCAACUCGAAAAGUUUGGCGUGGUGCAUCAUGGGAGGCGUAGUUUUCUGAAGGAGCUUGGCUGGCCGCUCAACGCUUGCAUCUGACAGGAAGCCACAAAUCUUUGUGGUUUGCCGAACAUACAUUCUUCGUGUUUAUCUGACUUAACACCUAUACUUCACUAUGAUUUUAUAGCUGCAUUAUAGUGAAUCGUAUAUUUGGUAACCAGCAUUUAUCACUUUAUUAAUAACAGAUUUUCAAUAACUAUGGGAGAUUUCAAAUGUGGAUUAAUUCUUAUGUUUGACCUUUAUCAAAUCAGUUUAAUAAAGUUGUGAUGACAUUUUUGUUUAUUAAAAACUAAAUUUCCCAUGUUCCUUUUGCUGUUAGUUUUCCUUUAUGUGCAAGCUGCCUCACACCAAUUGGCUAGAUUGAUAAAGUUGUAAAAAUUGAAAUGAACUAAAACUUGCCAAAUACUGUGUUUCUCUUUCCCUUGUCUGUUAAGAGGAAAAGUCAAUCCUGCUCCACUUUACAGAAAAGACAUUCAUGACAUCACAAAGGGCAGU
Labrus mixtus (cuckoo wrasse) is the source of this 1124-nucleotide messenger RNA. Its product is annotated as ciliary microtubule inner protein 1-like. The transcript has 4 exons. NCBI's taxonomy places the organism in Eukaryota, Metazoa, Chordata, Actinopteri, Labriformes, Labridae. The coding region runs from base 93 to 668 and encodes 191 amino acids. The record is from RefSeq and is a predicted model, not a curated record.